AACAUAGCUUGAUUGCUAUCACACACACACACACACACACAGAUGGGGAGUGUGGCGAGAAUGACGAAGCCUUAUCGGGCAGCCAUGAAGAAAGAAUGGCAAGAGUUGCUAGAGUUCUACACGAAUCAAUAUGAAUGCUUUGGUUUUCCUCUGUCGAACGUCACCAAGGACUCUGUGUUUCAUAUUGCUGUGCAAAGCGGAAACGUGAAGCUGCUCAAUGAUUUGCUAGAGAUUAAUGCAGAAGCACUUCUAUUUCCGAAUUUAACGGGAAACACAGCACUUCACGAGGCGGCUGCUUAUGGAAAUGUUGAAAUGGCAAAACUCUUAAUUAUGUAUGCCGAAAAAGAAACCAAACCUGGUGACCAACGGGCAGUUGAUAUAAACAAUCACAUUGGCGAAACUCCUUUGUUUAGGGCAGCUGCAUUUGGCAGGACAGAAAUGGUUGAGUUUUUGGCCAAAAAAGUUGGGGACAACUACAAGAGUUUUCACCGCAGGCGGAAGGACGGCAUUACCAUUCUUCAUAUGGCUGUCCUCAGCAGAUGCUUUGAUACAGCUCUGAAGGUGCUAGAAUGGGAUGAUAUGCUUGGAGACUGGGUGGACGAGAAUGGCAUGACAUGUCUUCAGCUGCUAGCUAACAUGCCAUCUGCUUUCAAGAGCGGUUAUCCCAUGAGCAUAUUGAAGCGGCUGCUCUAUCUCUGCCUUCCAGAUGAAGACAAAUUUGGUGUUGGAACAUCGGUUACUUCAAGUGGAAGAGAAGAACCGGAGUCUGGCUGUUACAGGAGUUCCCCUGGUAGAUUCAGAAGCUUGAAUGCCUGUAUAGCCACUUCAUGGAUUUGUGUGUGGAAGUGUAUAGCUCAAGAAUUCCCAGACAUUAGAGAACUGUGGAACAUAAAAAGCCAGCACAAAAGAGCGGUUAAGUUUGUUAAACUUCUCGCUACAAGGGACCUGACAUGGAUGAGAAUAAAAGUUGGAGAAAAACCUGAAGAACUCAAUAUAUUUGACAACAUGAAGGAAAAUGAAUCAAAUGAUGAAAAUGAAUCAAAUGAUGGAAAAGAAUCCCUCCCUCAAGAUCCAGAAGAGCUUCCACGGAUUACAACUCAAGAUACUGCAUCACUUUCUGAGGCUCCACUAAUUUCAGCUGCAAGAAAUGGGAUCAUUGAGAUCGUAGAGGUCAUUCUGCAACUGUAUCCUCAGGCAAUUGAACACAAAAAUGACAAAGGUGAGAAUAUACUUCAUGUUGUAGCAAGACAUGGAAGGAAAGAAAUCAUGCAUCUUCUCCAACAUUCUCAUGCUCUGAGAUCAAGGCUUAGGAGGACGAUCAACAACAAUGGUGACAGCAUUUUGCAUCAAGCUGCAUACUUUCGCGAGCAUCAGCUGACUGACAGGCCUGGGGAAGCUCUUUUAAUGCAGUCAGAGAUACAAUGGUUUAAGCAAGUGCGGAAAAUUGUACCUCCGUAUUUCAUCAACCACCGCAAUAAACAAGAUCAUACAGCUGACGAAUUGUUCACCGAGCAACAUCGGGAGUUGGUAGAGAAGGGCCGAAAAUGGAUAGAUCAAACAACAAAAGCAUGCACUAUAGUUGCUGUCCUUAUAGCCACCGUUGCUUUUACCUGUGCAUACACCAUCCCCGGCGGUUCCAACUCAAAAACAGGCCAUCCAUUGCUUCUCGAGGAAACUCCAUUUCGCACCUUCGCAGUCUCAGACACGUUGUCACUCUGCUUCUCCCUGACUUCCGUGGUAGUUUUCCUAUCCAUUAUGACAUCGAGAAUGCACGAACGAGAUUUCCGGAGGUCUCUUCCGUUGAAGAUCGCAAUCGGCCUAAGUACAUUGUUCUUUUCCGUGACGGCCAUGAUGGUUGCUUUUGCUGCUACACUCGUGCUUAUGAUACAGCAGAGGCUACAUUGGGCUGCAAUCCCAAUUUAUACAUUGGCAUGUUUCCCGGUCACUAUUUUUCUUGUUCUCCAGUUCCCUCUCUAUCUCAAUAUUGUUUGGUUUACCGUGAGUGAUCUUCUGCUGAGUUUCAUUAACUUGCUUCCUUCUGGAACAAGUAUGGUUCGGAACCGACCUCUGCGCUAGGACUUGGGGGUUGUUAUUUAGCUAUGCCCGUCUGUUUUCCUCCUCUUCUUGGUUUUCGGCAGGUCUGUAUUUUCUUUUUUCUUUUUUUUUGGUGAAAAAAAUGUCUUUUGAGUGUGUUUCUUUGAUUUUUUAUGCCCUUUAUCUUCUAUUUUCCAAAAUGUAUUGUGCUAUGAAUAGUGUAAAACAUUAAAUA
Messenger RNA from Juglans regia (Persian walnut), 2269 nucleotides. RefSeq lists its product as uncharacterized. The record is from RefSeq and is a predicted model, not a curated record. Gene Ontology annotation, molecular function: protein binding. The coding region runs from base 43 to 2076 and encodes 677 amino acids. The transcript is spliced from 6 exons. Lineage: Eukaryota; Viridiplantae; Streptophyta; Magnoliopsida; Fagales; Juglandaceae.